AAUGGUAAUAAUACAAUAUGAGAAAUGGAAUUUAGUUGAACCUGAUGCUAAGAAAAUUAUGAUGCCUUUUGGUAUUAUGAUAUUUGCUUAUGACAUCAAUGGAGUUUUGAAAGAAAUAAGAGUUGAAAUUGAAGAUACAAUUUCAUUUAAGAAAUGUGUUUUGAUUGCUAUGAUAUUAGAAACUAUACUCUACCUAUUCUUUGGAAUUACAAGCUCAUUAUUGUUUUAAUCAAACACUGAUUAAUCAAUUAUUACUAAUUUUCAAGAAGAAUAUAAAGGAAAUUAUUCAAUAAAAGUCACUCUUUCAAUAUUAAUGAUUUCAUAUGUCUCUAUCUUGAUUAUCAAUACUUUAAUGGUUAAUAAGCCAGUCUAUCUUUUAGUAAAUUUAAGUCCAGAUAAAAUCAAGAAAUUCACUUUAAAAAUGAUCUAUGUACUCUGUUAAAUGGUAUUAUUAAUCUGAUUAUUAUUUAGUUAACUGCAUUCUUGUAUCCUAACUUUGCUAUAGUUCUAUCUAUAGUUUGAUGUAUUUGUUGUGUAUAACUUGGAUACAUAAUACCAUAUGGUAUGACUUUUCAUUAUGCAUUAAAACCAAUAUAUUAGAUCAUAAAUACAAUUGUUUUAUUAGUUGGAAUUGUAGGUGGC
Messenger RNA from Paramecium pentaurelia, 642 nucleotides. Lineage: Eukaryota; Ciliophora; Oligohymenophorea; Peniculida; Parameciidae. The record is from the annotation of a GenBank genome assembly.